GAGUAACGGAAUACAUGUACUGCCGUUACGUAUUUAAAAUACAAAAUAUGAGUAACUGUAUUCCGUUACAGUUACCGUUUAAAAAGGUGGUAUUUAGAAUACAGUUACUUUGUUGAAAUAAAUGGAUUACACGGCGGUACUUUCCUGUUUCAUAUUGUGGCGGGUCAGGACUGUUUGGGUUUUGUUUGACAGCUAUGUUCUGUUGAUCCAGGCGGCAGCGUUAUGGUUUCCAUGGUUACAGGGUGCCGCGCGCUCUCUCUGCGACUGUGUGUUUCCUGGGUGAGAGAGCGCCUUUUUGUUGUUGUUGUUGUUGUGCUAAGCUAAUAGGCAGAGUGUUACAGGCAUAGCCCUAAAGAAUGUAGCCUCAUGGGCAGUGUAGUCCGUGCUGCAGGGAGAAUGGACUGCCAUAUCCGUUAUGUGUCUGUGAGCGAGAGGAGGGAGAAAAAGGAGAGUGAAAAAGUAGGAGCUGUCAUCGAGCAGAAACGGGAGCUGGAAGUAUGUAAAUAUAAUAAUAACCACUGCAGCCAAGAAGAGUGCCUGACGAGCCCAGUUUUUUUCACAGACAUCAUUCUCAGCAUUGAUGAAACUCCUUUUAAAGAUAAGGGAACAUUAAAGAACAUUGUUGAAAGCAGGAAGGAUUGUUACUCCUACGAGAAGAAAGGUUCCUGUUACAGAGUGAAAGGAACCUUUGAACAGCUGGACAAACUUGUAAGCAGAUGCCAAAGAGCGACCGAUCAUCACAGUACUGCUACACAUGGACGGACAGGUCAGCACAGUCAUCACGCUUCCACUCGUGUCAAAUCUGUGGAAGUUUCUUGGGUUGUUAUGGACUACAUUAAUAAAAAAUGUGGAGAAAAACUUGGAAAAAUUCUUGGAAACUGUUCACUGGUCCCUGUACCACAGUCUGACAUCACUGCACGGAUUACUUUCAGACCACAGAGUGACUCGCUCCACCAAAUUGCCUUUGUCAGGCAGAGGUUCAUCACAUUUUACCAGAGAGUUGCGUCUGACCUGCACAUCAUAUCUGUCCCUGGGAAUCUACACGAGCACAACAAGCUGCAGAGAAAAUUCCCAACUCUCAUUUUUGAACCAAGCAACAAUAAACUAACAGUCAUGGGACCUUUCCCACACGUAGCUGAAUUUAAGGAGUUUCUUUGGAAAAAUUGUUCAACCAAGCGUCCGGCCAGCAAAACUCCAGCAGACAGUCUGAGCAACAGAAUCUCAGGGUCUUCAUCGGCACACAAAGAUCCUGAUGAUGAAUCCUGCCCGAUCUGUAUGGAAACAAUAGUCAGAAAUAAGAAAAAGACACUGCGGUGCAAGCACUCUUUCUGCAGCGAGUGUCUGGAGAAAGCUUUUGUAUACAAGCCAGUCUGUCCCACCUGUGGGGAGUUAUAUGGUACUCUAAAGGGGACACAGCCUGAUGGAGGCACUAUGGAGGACACCAAAAACGCUUCACCUUUGCCUGGUUAUGAGAAGUAUGGAACAAUAGUCAUCCACUAUUAUAUUCCAAGUGGCAUUCAAAAGGAGGAGCAUCCCAACCCAGGUCAACCAUAUGAAGGAGCAUCCCGGACAGCCUACCUUCCAGACUCCCCGGAGGGCAGGAUGGUCCUGGGCCUGCUGAGGCGAGCCUUCGAUCAGAGACUCAUUUUCACCAUCGGACGCUCCACUACCAGUGGCAGAAACAACACAGUCACAUGGAACGAUAUCCACCACAAAACCUCAACACGUGGAGGACCGACUCACUACGGAUACCCCGACCCCGAGUAUCUCAGCCGAGUUCGAGAUGAGCUGAAGGUCAAAGGAAUUGAAUAAGUUUAAGGUAAAAGAUGCAGCCGUCCCAGACUGACUGCUGCUCAUCACAAGCUGAAGCCACACGAAGCGUUUCCUCUCGUUGUGCUUUCAUGAGUCAUGAUUUUUGACAAGAAGCCAGUUUAAGUUGAUUCUCCAUUAACUCCCCCCCAUAAAAUAUCAGCUACAUUGUAUAAAUCCACUUUGGUAACACUAACCAGAGGUCUUAAUAAGGAGGAUGGCUAACAUCCCCAGGGUCACUCAGUUGUAUUGUUGGACCUGCAGUGAUUACGUUGUUUCACUGUGUCGGCUAACAAACAUGCAAAGUGCUGGGAUGAGCGUUAUCUUUAACUGUCCAUUCAUCUGAUUUUUGUGUUGUUCUUUCAUUAUAUGUAUUUAGAUGUAUGUACACUGAUCAGGAGGCAUGUUUUGUGACUGUCCAGAACUCCAGUUUCCUUUUUUUUAAAUUAUAAGCCACAUGAAGCUAAAUGAAGGUAAUGUUGAUUUCCUCUUCUGAGCACAGGCAGCCACAGCAUGGCUCCUCCAGGACUGGUGGUGCUGUUCUCCAUGCUGAUUGGUCAGUGAGCUGUGAUUGUAUACCUGUUCAAUCACACCUGUAACCUUGAACAGAACCUCCUCUUAAGCAGUUUAGAGUCGAUGUACGAGGUGAGAAGUGAAUCAUCACUAAACAAACUAAAGUAACCUUCAGCCCAAAUCACACUUUGAGCUAAAAAGUUGCUCUCCAGAGCAUCCAUCAGAGUAUGAAGUGUGUGACGUUUAACACACACUUACACAGAAAGAGCAUACAGUGCUUGUAUGAAUGAGGCAAGUUGUGUGAAGCGCUUUGAGUGCGCUUUAGAAGAACUGUUCCAUUUACUAUUCAGGUUUGUGGUGACAGAGUGCUGAGUGCAGUGUAGUGUAUCAGUGUGACACAGUCCACUCUACCUGGUGUUUACGUUCAAACCUAAGCACCUAAAGAACGCGUGGAUGGACGUCCCUGUAAGACUUCAUUAGUGUUUGGUGAAGCUGUGUUUAUCAGUACGGCACAGCAGGCUGCACCACACAUCUGUGCCCAGCUGUGUCAUCCGUCAUUUGGUGGACUUUGUAUAAAAGCUGCAUUUAUAAAUUAAUUCACUGUGUUGCAAACAAAUAACAACAAAAACCAUGAGUAGGUGUGUCUGUGACUUCUGUUCAGUAAUUUUCAUUGAAGCUGGCCUGGCAGAUUAGUGCUACACAGCUCACACAAGCACAGAGACAUGGUUUAAACAUCUAAGUCACACGUUAUGAUCUGGCUGUUCUUGGAUCUGUUCUCAGGACAGUACACAGACUGGACAUCCCUUUAUUUAGAGAGCACAUCACUUUGCUGCAACAUGUCAUGCCUUAUGCACAAGCCUCCUGAUGGAUUUGUCUCUUCCCUUGUUAGAUAUGGAAAAGAAGAAGGCCAUCCUAAUUAAGCAACAUCCUUCAUCACAUCCAUGAGGAUCAAACCUGUGACCCAACAGUGUAAAACAAGCAUUUAGACCAAACUAUGGUUCAUGGGGAAAAGGCUUUGUACAUUUUGACAGUGAACCAUAAACUUAUGCCUAAUUCAAACACAUCAAUAGGAGGAUGUGAGGUUCGAUUCUUCAGUCUGACAUGUACCCAGAUAUCCAACAGAGAGAUCAAUCUGAGGAGUUUAGCUAAAACGUAGAGACAAUGGCUCCAUCGGCUCCAUUGAGAACCACAGUGGACAAAGAC
This is a messenger RNA of Pelmatolapia mariae (spotted tilapia), 3525 nucleotides long. RefSeq lists its product as uncharacterized. Gene Ontology annotation, cellular component: nucleoplasm. Gene Ontology annotation, molecular function: ubiquitin protein ligase activity. The transcript is spliced from 5 exons. Lineage: Eukaryota; Metazoa; Chordata; Actinopteri; Cichliformes; Cichlidae. Bases 367 to 1812 code for a protein of 481 amino acids. Gene Ontology annotation, biological process: Notch signaling pathway; protein ubiquitination. The record is from RefSeq and is a predicted model, not a curated record.